This is a messenger RNA of Danaus chrysippus (African queen), 903 nucleotides long. NCBI's taxonomy places the organism in Eukaryota, Metazoa, Arthropoda, Insecta, Lepidoptera, Nymphalidae. The record is from the annotation of a GenBank genome assembly.
AUGUUUCAGUUGAUCCUCGCGAUAUGCGCGUGCGCACACGCGCAGUACGCCGAGGACAGAGCUCCGAGAUACAUCGCCUCGGAGAAUAAAGUAGCGCCGACACCAGUGCCUAUACUCAAACAAAUCAAUAGGCACAACGAAGACGGCUCCUACACGUAUGGUUAUGAAGCUGCCGACGGAUCCUUCAAGAUCGAGACCAAGUCACCCGCCGGGGAAGUUAAGGGAAAGUACGGCUACAAGGAUGACACUGGCAAAGUACGUGUAAUCGAGUAUGGAGCCAACAAAUAUGGUUUCCAGCCAGCAGGAGAAGGAAUUACCGUCGCUCCUCCGACCCUGGUUGAUGAGUCCACCAGGGAUGAGGGUUUGAGACCUGGCAAAGGGCAACAAGGAGGCAGAUCUCAAUACCGUGAAACAGAUUACGAUUAUGAGGAGCCAGCUCCUCGGCCAGCUCCCCGGCCCGCGCCUCGCCCGUCACCUCAACCGCAGCAGUACAGGCCACCACCACCUCAACCUCAACAACAGUACAGGCCACCACCUCAACCUCAACAACAGUAUAGACCAGCUCCUCAAUCAGCUCCAGCUCCUCCCAGGCCUGCAUUCUUCGCUGGAGCGUCACCGGCUCCGGCAGAGGACAACUUCUUCAGCCCUGAGCCUCAACCGAAGUACAGACCACAGCCCAAACAAGAUUUCAGACCAGCUCCUCAGCCACAACACUUCGCCCCGAAGCAGACUCAAGUGGAUUUCAACCAGGAUUUCAACGGUCCUCCACGUUUCCCCCAAAAUAACCAGAUACAGCCCCAACGAAGCCAGUCCUUCUCCAUGCUGGACCAACUCCUGAAGGAGUACGCUCUUCCCCAGGGAGGUUCUGCCCCCCUCCACGACAUCACAUUCGGUUCAUACUAG